This is a messenger RNA of Camellia sinensis, 2284 nucleotides long. The record is from RefSeq and is a predicted model, not a curated record. Lineage: Eukaryota; Viridiplantae; Streptophyta; Magnoliopsida; Ericales; Theaceae.
CGCAGCUCUCAUCUCUCGCUCUCUCUCGUUUCUCAGUCUCUCACUCUCAUCUGAUCAGUCUCUCACACUCACUCUCUCGUUUUUCACUCUCUCACUCUCAUCUCAUCACUCAUCUGGGCCGAUCAACCUCGCAAGAGAUCGACUCUCACUCAUCGCAAGAUCGACCGAUCGACCUCAUUCUCUCAUCGCACCGAUCGACCUCGCAGGGUUUCUGGUUGGAAGUGAGAGCAAGCUUGAUAUUUCAGGAGUCACUACCUGUUCUCAGGGGCCUCAGGUCUCAACUUGAUAUUAGGGAUAUGGGUCGGGAUGGGGACUCGCUCAUUUCUCCAUAUGUUGUGUUUAGAACUAGGGUUCUCUUCUCAUUUGCACAGUAAGCCUAAGCAGAUUUCAUUCCAACAUCACUCGGAUCUUCUCACUCCAGCAUCGGCUAGCGGCGGCGAUCUCGUCAGUGCUUACCACGGUGGUUCUCUGACGUGUUUAGGGAAUCUUGUUGAGGUCUUGUAUCAACCAUGAUUUACACAGCAAUCGACACCUUUUAUCUAACGGAUGAGCAGCUACAAAAUUCACCUUCUAGGAAAGAUGGCAUAGAUGAAGCAACUGAAACAACUCUCAGAAUCUAUGGUUGUGACCUCAUCCAAGAAAGUGGCAUUUUACUUAAACUACCUCAAGCAGUAAUGGCUACUGGUCAGGUUCUAUUUCAUCGAUUCUACUGCAAGAAAUCAUUUGCUCGUUUUAACGUGAAGAGAGUUGCUGCUAGUUGUGUUUGGCUUGCAUCAAAACUUGAGGAAAGUCCUAGAAAAGCAAGGCAGGUACUCAUUGUUUUCCACAGAAUGGAAUGUAGGAGGGAGAACUUACCAAUAGAGCAUUUGGACACAUUUCCUAAGAAAUAUGCAGAGUUGAAAAUGGACCUGAAUAGAACAGAGAGGCAUCUUCUGAAGGAGAUGGGUUUCAUCUGCCAUGUCGAACAUCCUCAUAAAUUUAUAUCAAACUACCUUGCAGCCCUUGAGACACCCCCAGAACUGAGACAAGAAGCUUGGAAUCUUGCAAAUGACAGUUUGCGUACGACUUUGUGUGUGCGGUUCAAGAGUGAGGUUGUGGCCUGUGGGGUUGUAUAUGCUGCUGCUCGUAGAUUCCAAGUACCCCUUCCUGAGAAUCCACCGUGGUGGAAAGCAUUUGAUGCAGAUAAAUCUGGGAUUGAUGAGGUUUGUAGAGUUCUUGCCCAUCUUUACAGCCUUCCUAAGGCAAAAUAUAUACCUGUCUGUAAGGAUGGGGAUUCAUUUACAACGUCUAAUAAAUCGUGGGAUUCACCAUCUCAGCCAGUUCCAAAGGAAGGUUCGCUAAGUGUCCCGCCUGCAAAUAAUGAUACCAGUACUCCCAAGGCAGCUCCGGCCACAGCUAAUCUGGAAUCUGGUGGGUCCAAGGGUGCACUGAUAAAAGCAGCACUUGACAAGUUGAAAGAGUCUAAGAAGAGUGGUGAUGAUUCUGAAAGCGUGCCUGUUGAGGCAGAGGCAAAAGAAGAACCUGUAUCCAAAUUGAAAUCUGAGCGUAAGAUGGACGCAAGUGGGGAAAGGAACAAGGAGAGGGAUUGGGAUAGGGAGAGGGACAGGGAAAGGGAGAAGGAGAGGGACAGGGACAGGGAAAGGGAGAAGGAUAGACUAAAGGUACGGGACCGCGAUAGGGGAAGGGAUUCUGACAGGGAACGAGAGCGAGAGGACAUUGAAAGGGAAAGAGAGAAAGUCAAGGACAGAGAUCACCGUUCUAAGGACAAAGGAAAGGAUUCAGGAGGGCAUUCAGAUAAAUCGAAGCAUCAUUCAUCUCGAGCUUCUGCCAAUAUUUCUUCUGCAGAUCGUGAAUACCAUGGCUCGUCUUAUUCAAGGGACAAGGAUCGUCACAGACAUCAUUAAUAUUCUUGAAAUCCAAUUUCAAGGUGAGCUUGAUUGAAUCCCCUUUUUUGGCAAAAUUAGUGACUGAAUUCCAAUUUCAAGUGCGCCCACCUUGCAAAGAGCAAAGUUGGCUUGAUCAGUGCGAAGGAUCCAGACUUAACUGAGCCUUUAGCAGAGAACAUUAAUUUUUGUUUUUUUUUCUUUUUUCUUUUUAGGUGCUGCUAUACAUCUACUGAUCUUUAGCAUAGUCUUAUUUCACAGCAUGCAUUGUAUGAUCAUAGAAAUAACUUGCUUGGCUCUUUUUUAUAUUUUAUCUUUUAUAUAAUUUAUUUUAAAUUCAAAUCAAUCACAAGUGUAUCUCAACCGAACAAAAUUGGACAAAUAUUCAGUUACUUGCAACA